Messenger RNA from Paraphaeosphaeria sporulosa, 696 nucleotides. Its product is annotated as ribonuclease-like protein P complex subunit Pop4. Gene Ontology annotation, molecular function: ribonuclease P RNA binding. The record is from RefSeq and is a predicted model, not a curated record. Gene Ontology annotation, cellular component: ribonuclease P complex; ribonuclease MRP complex. The transcript has a single exon. Gene Ontology annotation, biological process: rRNA processing; tRNA 5'-leader removal. The coding region runs from base 1 to 696 and encodes 231 amino acids. NCBI's taxonomy places the organism in Eukaryota, Fungi, Ascomycota, Dothideomycetes, Pleosporales, Didymosphaeriaceae.
AUGGCGACCGAGCCCGACCCUUUCGCGCAGACGCUCCUCGCGCGCGCGCACCCACCCGCCGUCGCAGAAGCCCUCUAUACCGAACGCGUUGUGAAGCGCCCGCUCCAUAUUCGCGCCACGAGCCCGAUGCCAUCGGUCCGAGCCGCACGCCGGAAGACUCAGAACGAGCGUAAAGCCAAAGCGCGCGCCCGCAGCGCGCUGAAACCGCGCCCUCUUUCCGCCGCCCAAAAGCGCGCUCUCGGCCUCCUCGAGAUUCCUAAGGCGCAGCAGAAAUACGAAAUAUACGAGGGACUGCACAAGCUAUGGGCGGGCUAUAUGGCGGAAAUUCUGGGGCUGGGCGCAGAGGGCGGCAAGGCGUUCGUCACGCCUAGCAGUGCGGGGCAGCAGCUUGCGAGCGCAGAUAUGCACGGCGCGAUUGUUGAGGUUGUGCGCAGUCGAUGCCCGUCGCGUGUUGGGCUGAAGGGAAUCGUUGUGCGCGACACAAAGUUCACCUUCGAGAUAGUCACGAUGAAGAACGUGGUCAAAGCUAUACCGAAGGAGCAUACCAUUUUCCGGUUCGAAGUGCCAGUGCCAAGCAAGCAAGGAGAGGAAGAGAAGAAGCCGUUGGUUUUUGAGAUUUUAGGAGAACAAUUUCAGACAAGGGGCGCGGACAGGGCGAACAAGAAGUUUAGGAUCCAUUACCAGCCGGAUAUCUGA